This is a messenger RNA of Osmerus eperlanus (European smelt), 638 nucleotides long. RefSeq names its product protein S100-A1-like. NCBI's taxonomy places the organism in Eukaryota, Metazoa, Chordata, Actinopteri, Osmeriformes, Osmeridae. Gene Ontology annotation, cellular component: cytoplasm. The coding region runs from base 277 to 579 and encodes 100 amino acids. Gene Ontology annotation, molecular function: calcium-dependent protein binding; calcium ion binding. The transcript has 3 exons. The record is from RefSeq and is a predicted model, not a curated record.
AAUUAAAAAGUUUGAUCACACAAUCUUCCAAGUCUAUUUGUUCUGUUGUUAACUAUCAUAAAGUGAGUGGGCUUAUCUUAACAUCCUCAACUACAUUACUUGCCUCGAACUCUGACAGUCAGGGCGGCGCCUUGCUAUAAAUUCCAACACUCAAUAUUUCUCAACUCCUGCGCAUUUACAAACUCUCUUCAACCGCCAUCUCCUCGCUCCGUAACGUCUCUCUGUCUCCUUAUAUUUCUCUCUAUUACUUCUCCCUCUGUCAGUUAACCAGCAGCCAUGCCUUCUGAACUGGAACGCUCCAUGGAGUCCCUGAUCACGGUGUUCCACCGUUACGCCUCCAAAGAGGGGUCCGGUAACUCGCUCAGCCGCCGUGAGCUCAAGGACCUGAUGGAGCACGAGCUCUCUGGGUUCCUCAAGUCUCAGAAGGACCCCGCUGCGAUCGACAAGAUCAUGAAAGAUCUGGACACCAACGGAGAUGGAGAGGUGAACUUUGAGGAGUUUGUGUCUCUGGUGGUGGGCCUGUCCAUCGCCUGUGAGCAGUGCUACCAGAUGCACCUGAAGAAGAUGGGGAAGAAGUGAGAGAGGAGGGGUCACUUUUGUAAUAUCACACUGUUCAUUAAAAACAUGGAGAAACUGUU